Molecule: messenger RNA, 1008 nt
Organism: Emys orbicularis (European pond turtle)
Lineage: Eukaryota; Metazoa; Chordata; Testudines; Emydidae
Gene: STPG1
Product: sperm tail PG-rich repeat containing 1
Exons: 8
Coding region: 1-1008 (335 amino acids)
Biological process (GO): epigenetic programing of male pronucleus
Cellular component (GO): female pronucleus; male pronucleus; germinal vesicle
Molecular function (GO): chromatin binding; histone binding
Source: RefSeq, a predicted model, not a curated record
AUGGCUGCCUGCUUCGAGAACUUUUCUUUAGCUACUAGUAUCAAAGGAACAGAUGCUGUGCAGAUCGGGAAAGCGUCAAGAGGUUACAAGGUCUCCUCCAUUCCUUAUAAAUACCAGACAAGAAUGAUCCCAAACUCAGAAAAAAAGGGAUUUAAUUCUCAAGCAAAGAGGUUUCAGUAUAACCAGAAUGAAAUUCCAGGCCCGGGAUUCUAUAACGUCGUUCACCAGUCUGCAGAGAUUAACAGCACCUCAUUGUCAAAGAAGGGAACGGGCUACUUUCCUUCCAUGGAUGCUCGUCUCCCACACAACAGAAAACCCAGCUACCCUGCCGCAAACGCCUACAACCUCUCGUUGGCAUUUCAAUCCAAGCAAGAUUUCAGCACGGGAAACUCCAGUAUGUUUCAGCAACCAAUCGCUAAGAGGAGAGCGCAAACCUCCACCCCAGCGCCCAACCAAUACAACGCCUGUCUAGAUUUCUGCAAGCAAAGCAACAACGUAUGUGCCCGGGCGGUGUUUUUGUCCAAAACGACAAGAGGAUUAAGCACUGAUAAAACAGAAAAAUGGCCUUCUCCGUGCCAUUACAGAAUCAAUGAAUCCCUCGUCAAGAAGUCCCCCAGGAUUCUAGUGUCUUGCUUCAGAUCAAAUACUCAUCGUGAAACAAAGGUGAACACAAUAAGCCCAGGGCCUGCAGCGUAUCAGCUAAGCAAACCCCCUAAAGCAGCAAAGAAGACGCCUUCCACGCGAAAGCAAAACUUGAAUUUCUCUGCCCCCGCCAUACCACCAGCUAAAAAUCCACCUUUGCCUGGGCCAGGGCAGUAUGAAAUAGUGGACUACGAAGGCCCACCAAAGCAUUAUAUCUCUAGUGCUGUAUUUGUCUCAAACACGGGACGGUGGAGAGGGGACACAUCUCAGCAAGGGAUACCUGGGCCAGGUACUUAUCUGCCAGAAGUACCAGGGAAGCAGUCCUUUAUCUACAACACUGAGAACAAGUGGAUUCCAGUACUGUAA